AUGGAUCGCUCACAGCCAGCCUCGUCCAAUUUGAUGGACACCCACAACCGUCUCAUCGCCGACAUCCUCACCCGCUACCGCACCCUCAUGAUGCUCGCCACCGUCCAGGCCGAGCAGGACCGCAACAACGCCAAUCCCGAAGCCAUGGCCGUCACCGGCAUAUCCAUCAAGAUGGAAUUUGAUGGCUUAUACACCUCCAUCAAAGAAUUCCUCACCCUUUCCCGCAAAAUCAAAGAACUCUGGAUCUUCGGCCCCCUCGGCACCGAAGACCAAGGCCGAAAGGCCAAAGAGGAGCAGCUCGACCAAGACGUCAACCGAGUGUAA
This is a messenger RNA of Trichoderma gamsii, 324 nucleotides long. RefSeq lists its product as hypothetical. The transcript is spliced from 4 exons. Gene Ontology annotation, cellular component: mediator complex. Lineage: Eukaryota; Fungi; Ascomycota; Sordariomycetes; Hypocreales; Hypocreaceae. The record is from RefSeq and is a predicted model, not a curated record. Gene Ontology annotation, molecular function: transcription coregulator activity. Bases 1 to 324 code for a protein of 107 amino acids. Gene Ontology annotation, biological process: regulation of transcription by RNA polymerase II.